AUGUCGUCCAUCCGCGCAGAUCAGCACCCCUACCAACGCCGCAGCCAGCGGCUCGACCGCGCCAAGAGCGCUGAGCACGGCAGGCCUGCCGCUCACACCCGGACAGAAACCGUGGGCGCCGAAACGCGAGGCCGCUCCGCUCGCUCCGGAGACGCCGGUUACAUCCUCGGGCUGGUUAGCGCCCAUGGCAGUCUGAGCUUCCUCUUUUGCGUAGCCCUGGUCGUCCUCUGUCUGCUUUUCCUUGGCGCCCACCGCGGUCGGCCGCGCGAGUGGACAGACGACCCUGACAUCAACGGCCCAAUCUCGAACUGGGACCCCCGGGGGGUCCGGAUCGUCUCUGCUCCCUUUCCCGUGGCGGAGUUGGUCUCGGUCGCUGAGUCGUACGCCGCCGCGGCGCGCCACAUCAAGGAUCCCCAGUCCGUUUCCAAUAUCAGCCUCCGCCUCGAAGCGCCAGGUAUACGGCGUGUCGAUCUCCGCUCCUGGAUUCUCAACCUGCCACGCGACCCGACAUUCCGUAAAAUCACAGGGGUGAAUGAGACUAGCCCGCGGCUACUGCGGCUCGCCGAGAAUCCGGCCGCCCUCAUCGCCGAAACUAACAUCAGCCUCACGAUAAGCAUGAUUGAGAGCCUCUGGCGGCGGCUCGUGGACGAGGGUCUAGCCGUGCUCGCCCUCGGCCUCGGGGAAAAUCACCCCGAGUACGCCGCCUUGACCGGUCCCCUGGCCUCGCCUCCCAUCCCCGUGUCUUCCAGCCUGAAUUCUGCAGCGGCCUUAUGGACGAGUUUACAGAGGGAAGCGUACGUAUGGCCCGCCCAGUCCUUGGCAUGGCUUCAAAAGAUGGCAUGGCGCCUGGACGGAUGGGGCAUAGGCCCAGUUGCAGGAAAAGACCAAGAGCUGCAGCCUCUUCCGAGGCUUGGGCGCCGAGCGCCGACCCUGUCGGAACUGCUGGAAUACGACCGAGCACGACCGGCGUUUGCUGGCCGGAGUCGGACUCUCCCCCAGCUUCUCGACGGGCUGCAGCUGUCGCGCAACGCGACCUCGCUGCUCGGCCGGUUCCACAUCUCGCCGGCCCUCGGCAUCAACGGGCUCUCGGGAACGAUAUGCACAGAUCCGGGCCUGCUGGAUGCGGUUGCCCGAGGCCGGUGCGACGACAAUUUGACGGCCGUCAUCGAGAAGCCCUUGGGGUAUCGCAACCUUGCCGCGGCCCUCAAAUCCGACCGGCUCACGCUGGAGGGGCUCCGAGACGCCUUGAGCGCUUUCUCCCGACUCGACUCCCUGGCAAGCCACUUCCGAGACGGACUCGCGAGACGGAUGGGCAAGCUGGAACGCGCCAUCGACGCCUUCCACCCGCUGUAUUCGUCCCUGAAGCUGCAGCGCCAGAUCUUGGCCGGCGCGGCGCGCAACCUGCAGCACGCAUGCUUUCUCCAGGAGUCGCUGCUGGAACGCGCCGGCUCUCUGCUUUCCGACCCAUCCGCGCGCUGGAAAAUCGGGCGGGAUGUCGACGGCAGCCGCCGAGUGGUGGUGACAUUCGCGACGGUCCCCGAACUCGACGACGCAAUCGCGUACCUAAAGUCUGAGUAUAGCCGGAUCCUAGCUAGAUACCGGCGGCUACGGCAGCCCUGGUAUACGGCGUCUGACGCCAUCUCCCUCCUCCAUCGCAGCAUCUCGGGCGGCUGGAUGGAGAGGCUCGGCGUGCAACGGGACAUUUCGUGGAAAACCAAGCUGUCGCUUGGUCCGUGUCGGGACUUCAGGCCGCUCAUUCGACCGGCCUUCACUUGGUCCAAGUUUUAUUGCUAUCUUUUAUUAUGA
Thermothielavioides terrestris NRRL 8126 is the source of this 1806-nucleotide messenger RNA. RefSeq lists its product as uncharacterized. The coding region runs from base 1 to 1806 and encodes 601 amino acids. NCBI's taxonomy places the organism in Eukaryota, Fungi, Ascomycota, Sordariomycetes, Sordariales, Chaetomiaceae. The record is from RefSeq and is a predicted model, not a curated record. The transcript is spliced from 2 exons.